This is a messenger RNA of Brassica napus (rape), 2716 nucleotides long. Its product is annotated as crooked neck-like protein 1. Lineage: Eukaryota; Viridiplantae; Streptophyta; Magnoliopsida; Brassicales; Brassicaceae. The record is from RefSeq and is a predicted model, not a curated record. Gene Ontology annotation, molecular function: protein binding. The transcript is spliced from 2 exons. Gene Ontology annotation, cellular component: Prp19 complex; precatalytic spliceosome; U2-type catalytic step 2 spliceosome. Gene Ontology annotation, biological process: mRNA splicing, via spliceosome; spliceosomal complex assembly. Bases 1 to 585 code for a protein of 194 amino acids.
AUGAAGAACAAGUUCGUCAACUCUGCCAGACACGUUUGGGAUCGAGCCGUUUAUCUUCUCCCUCGCGUGGACCUGCUCUGGUACAAGUACUCACACAUGGAGGAGAUGCUCGGGAACAUCGCCGGAGCCAGACAGAUAUUCGAGCGGUGGAUGAACUGGUCACCGGAUCAACAAGGCUGGCUCUCGUUUGCUAAAUUCGAGCUGCGGUAUAACGAAACAGAGCGUGCGAGAUCCAUCUACGAGAGGUUCUUUCUUUGCCAUCCCAAAGCUUCUUCCUUUAUCAGAUAUGCAGAGUUUGAGGUCAAGUGCGGUGAAGUUUCCCGUGCGAGGGAUGUCUACGAACGAGCCAUGGAGAAGCUUGAAGGAGGCUAUGAAGAAGCAGAGAUGCUCUAUCUUGCCUUUGCUGAAUUCGAACAAGGAUGCAAUGAGUUCCAACGUGCUAGGGUUAUCUACAAGUUCGCUCUUGAUCAUAUCCCUAUAGGAAGAGCAGAGGAACUCUACACAAGGUUUAUUGCCUUUGAGAAACAGCACGGGGACAAGCAAGGGAUUGAGGACGCCAUUGUCGGGAGGAGGAGGACACUUUAGUACAAGAUGAUGCUCGUAGAUUUAAGAAACACAAGUUUUUUUGAAUUGAUUCUCUCAUGUCUCUCUGUUUUGUUAUUCAUCUCGAAUUGGUUUGGUUGAGUGAUUAGGCAUAAUAUACCCGAUAGAGACUGAAAUAACUUUUUGUGUGGAUAAGAAGAAAAAGACUAUAUGAAGGAACGAAAAUGCCUUUUAUCUCUCUCUCUCUCUGGCUAGUUACGUUUCUUACAUCUACUCUGACAUUCUCUCUUUUUUUCCCUACCCCACCUCUUACGCUUUUUUUCUCUUUUUCUUUAUUCCACGUUUUUACUCACAUACACCUCUUUCUUCUUUAACAUCUUUUUUUUUUCCAUUUUUGAUUGUACUUGGGCUUGAACUUGUCCUGCGCUACACCCGAAUUUUUUUUUUUUUUUUUAACUCUGAAAAAUUGCAUUAUAUAGUUUAGUCUAAAGACUAUAACAUCCAAACAGAACCGAGAAAAACAUAAACAGAAAAGCAAAAACAUAGAGUACUAAACCAAGAAUAUCACCAUCCAACCAGAACGAAUAUUUCAUAGCCUCCCCGUCAUAUCUUCCAGAAACCCAUCCUCUUAAUCAUCUUCCCUGCUUAUCAUCUUCCAACAAAGCACACAUCCACUCGGGAGCUCCUCGAGCAACGUAAGACUGAUACCUCAUCUCCAUGGUUACACUGUCCGCUAUCUUCGCAGCACAUCUGUUCACUCUUACUGAUGCACCGCUCAAACUCCACUCAUUUAUUUUCUCCAGUGCAUUUCUCAACUUUGUUCCUUGGUAUCUAAACGCUGGCCAAGCUUUUGGUCUCAGAACCACUCCAACUAAAUCCAUAGCCUCCGUUUCAAAAAUUACUUUAUGCAGGCGGUGGCUUGCCAUUGACUCAAUCGCCCACAUUAAUCCCAGAAACCUUCCCUCGGCUAGAGAGUUUACAUUCCCAAAAGCUCUCCUACUGUGUAAUAAGACAUCACCAUGCUCGUUACGAACGAUCCAUGAUGCCCCCAUCAACCAGUUCCUUUUUGACCAUGAAACGCCUACAUUACACUUAACGAGACCUUCUCUUGGGGUUUCCCAUCUACUUAGACUUCCAGAGUUAUGGUCUAUUGUCCCACUCCGUGACAACUCAAGCUUUUGAGCAUCAAACGACUCCUUUGAAUCCUCCCUCACUUUCAUAACUGUGUCCUCUGCUGAAAACUCUCUCCCUUCAGAGAUAAAAACGUUUCUGUUCUUCCAGAGCAUCCACAAGAUCCAAGGAAAGGACCUUGGAUUUUUUUUUAUAUCAUAAUUUAAAUUAAAUCAUUAUAAUUUGGUAUUUGAAUAUAUCUGUUAUCAAAGCAAACGCUUCAAAAAUUAGAACUCUCUUGUUUAUCUCUCUAAAAAAACCUCUCUUCUUUGAGAUCUCAUUUGUUUCUUUCCGGUGAAUCGGCUCCGGUUUCUUUCUCUAGAACCGGAGCCGGUCUUCUAUUUCUGAUCCUCUUAGUGUAUCGUUUGUUGGUGUAAAGAUAGGUGAAUCGGCGGUGUUCAUAUGCUCUUUUGUUUGGGAUUAAGUCCUAUUUACAGCAAAAAGUUCCAGAUCUACUAGAUGGUCGGUGUGGCUCUUGUCCACUUAUGCUUUUUGUCUGUAAAUUGAUUCUAGAUCUGCCGAAUCUGAUGCUUUCGUGUUGUUUUGUGUCUCGUUGGCUCAUUUCUCUAUUUGCAUGGCUCUGUUUUCUCCUUUUGAUCUCUUUGGGGUCACUCUGGGUUCGAUCUUUUGCUAAUCUGUUCUAGGUUAGCUUUGCAUGGUGUUGAUUGGAUCGCUCCUUGUCAUCUCCCUUGAGAUCUGAUCGAGGUCUCACCUUCUCAUAUAGCUUCCUCUUUGGCGUCUAUUCGGUCGCUCUACUGCUUCCUCGCCAUAUCUGAUUCUCUGGUCUAGGGCCUUUUGGAGGAUUCGUUUAUCUACUUGAUGGUGACAAUCUUCUACCUAAGAUUGCAAGGAGAUCUGGUGGUCAUGCGUUUGGAUAUGAGCUCAUCUUUUUUUUUAAACUCGUAAUUGCAUCUUUGUAGCCUUUGGUUAUCUUUGAUCUUUGUAAAGGUUCCCUUUGUUUAGGGCUUUAAUUCCAGAAAACUUAGGUUUUGCCGGCCUUGUC